CACUACUACUACUCCUAAACCCACUACUACUACCACUACUACUACUCCUAAACCCACUACUACUCCUACUACCACUACCACGAAAAAAACUACAACAACUACGACCACAACAACUACUACUGCUCCUCCUUCAACUACCAGAACAACCACAACUAAAAAGCCCACCAAGAGCCAUUCUAAAACAAGUCACCACACAGAAACAGAAGGUGAAUUGGACUUUUCCGAAAAGCAACCUGAACCUUUACGUCCUCCACCUAGAAAACAUGUGACACAGGCCCCAAGAGGGAAAGCAUUACUUGUAGACCGUGGUAGAGGUAGAGGAGGUCCAAACCCAGAUUCAGACUCGGUCAUAAACCUGUCUGUUACAGAAGCUCCUCAAUCCGUCACACAACCAAUGCAGCUAGAGGACAAGCAUGUGGGGAGGGAGAGAGAGAGAGUGAACCAGAAGAACAAUCCUGUUUGGACAAACAGACGAAGACCCCCUUACAGACGGGGCAGACCCCCACAGAGGCGGGUUCGACCUCAGAAACCCUCCCUCCCCUCAUCACACAAACCACAGACGACACUCCCUCAACCCGCAACAAGAGUGGAAAAACAAGAAUCUACUGCAUCGCAAAACGACAAUUCUAAAAUGGAGGACAAUAUUACAGAACACAUACCCACCAUUUCAACACAUGAUGACAAUGAGCCUGUUGAUCCGAUCAUUAAGCCCAGCACUGCUACAGACAAAUCAGAUAGCAUUCACAUAAAAUCAUUAACACCAGAGGUGAAAGACCCUAGUAUAGUUAACCCUUCAAACAGGGAGCAUGUGUCUGCACCAGAGACAAUCACCUCAGCAGAAAAUCUACCUCCCCCAACUGAGGUGCCUCAACAGGAGAGGACAUGGGAGAACUUAAAUAAACAGGAUGUUAUUAGACAGACUACCCAAAACAGGCAAACAUCCCCAAAGAUAACAACAACAACAAAGCCCACUCAUAUUAAUUAUGACAUUAAUUUAAAACCUAAUUUGUCACAUGAUAUGGUUGCUAUGGCAACACCCGUCCUGACUAAACUUGACGUUUCAGAUAAAGGAGCUGCAAAGCCAGAAACCCCUUUAACAAAAGUACAUUUUCUAAAUCCAAUUCCUAAAAAAUCACAAGAUAAGACACAAACACAUUUGAGAACCGUUGCAAAAGGCAGUGCUGCUCGGGAGGACAUUCUGAGGAACACACACAGAAACUCAUAUAAAAAGGAGGAGGAUCACUCUCAAAUGAAACCUGACAGUCCCAGUCUCCCCAUCCACCCCUGGAUCUACCAAAAGAACGUCCAAAUGAGAGUUCAAACCACCCCUCCACCCCGCGCUCCCACCCCCUAUUGGCCUUAUAGCCGCUUCCCAGUGUGGCCCUCAGUUCAUGGUUCAGGGCCACAUCCUGCCUUUACGGAGAGGCCCAUGCUUUUCCCCCACCCAGGGGGCCGGGGCGUUGGGGUCACCAAUCGACCAGAAAUCACAGCUGAGACUGUCAGGCCCACAGCGUUCAUCUCUGCUUCACCGGGCAGUGGCAUGGCAGCCCCGCUGACCUCCCACCCACCCCACAGGGGCCCAGGCCCAGCCAGCAGGACCCGACAGCAGGACCUCUUAAUGCUCUCCAAGCUCAGAAACAGAUACAGACAGGCUCAGCUGGACCGUAUUUCACAGCUAGGGAAGAGAGUGACAACUAAGCCCAAGAUCAGUCACCCUACACCUAGACCUCACUACCAGCCUCCCACUCCAUCAUACAACUACUGGCAUGUGCCCCCCACCACCUCCCUCCCCGUGCCCACCAACAGGCCCUACUCCACAGCCAGUGUCCUGUACGGCAGCCGCUGGCACUACAGCCACUGGGGCCCGAGGAGGCUGAGCACGGCCCUGCCAUUCCCCAAACUGAUGGGUAGUGGAGUGAAGCCUAGGAUCACCUCUGUGAACACAGUCAGUGUGUCUGCCCUGGCUGAGGGCGAUGUGCUGCUGCCCUGUGAAGCAUCAGGAGACCCACAGCCAACGCUCUCCUGGACUAAAGUCUCUACAGGUGCUACCGUCCAAGCCAACACAAAACACGGACAGAGAUUUGAAGUUGUAAAGAACGGCACCUUUGUGAUUAAAAACGUUCAGCUACAGGACAGAGGCCAGUACCUCUGCACGGCACAGAACACAUUUGGCUCGGACCGAAUGGUCAUUACCCUGGCUGUGCUGACCCAGCCUCCCAAAAUCAUAGGUCCCCACUCCAGAGAGGUCCCAGUGUAUUUGGGGAAGGCUAUAAGCUUAGACUGUGUAGCCUCUGGCAAGCCCCAGGCUCAGAUCUCCUGGAUUCUUCCAGACAGGACCUUUGUGCGUGAUGUGGGAGCUCUUGACAGGUCAGCCUCUCUGCUGGCUAACGGCACCCUGAGGAUCCAAUCAGCUAACUUCUCCAGUAAAGGCGACUAUAGGUGUAUCGCUAGCAAUGCGGCCGGGGCUGACACAGUGACUUUUCACAUCCACGUGGCAGCGCUACCGCCCACCAUCAACGAGGAGGCCUCGGAGAGCAUCGUCAUCCAGGAAGGGAGAAGUGUGUACGUCCACUGCACUGCCAAGGGAGAGCCUGCGCCCGUGCUAAAGUGGAGCCUUCCUGCAGGGGUACAUGUCAAACCCUCCCAGUUCCUCGGCAGGAGACUGUUUGUCUUUCCCAAUGGGACGCUGUACAUUAAGAACAUUUCUCCGGAAGACUCGGGGAGGUAUGAGUGCUCUGUGACCAACGCAGUGGGCGCGGCCAGGAGAGUUCUGUACCUGAAGGCCAGGCAGGAGGUCCCCAGCCUGCGACUGUCACACCACCCCUCCCAACAGCACAGAGUCACAGCCAUGUAUGGCUCCACUGUGUACCUGCACUGUCCAGAGUCCACUGGCUCUCCCCGUGGCACUCUGUGGCAGCUACCGUCCAAAACAUUGCUGGAACAUCGCUACAGCCCUGAGAGACCUGUCACCGUGUUCUCCAAUGGGACCUUACGGAUCCUUCAGCUGACUGAAAAAGACGGAGGUAGCUACCUGUGUAUGUUCCAGAGGCCCAACGGUGAGGACAUGGAGCUGUUCCAGGUGCAGGUGCUCAUGAUGCCACCUAAGAUCGAACAUCUGGCCACAGCUCAGAAGAGGGUGACCUCCGGGGAGAACUUCCAGGUGGACUGUGUUGCCUCAGGUCUCCCUGACCCAGAGGUGUCCUGGAGCCUCCCUGAUGGAACCAUGAUCAACAACGCCCUACAGUCGGACGACAGCGGCACCCGUUCUCGCCGCUACGUCAUCUUCGGGAAUGGAACACUGUUGCUGCAGCAGAUGGGAAAGAAGGAUGAGGGGGACUAUACAUGCCAUGCUAAGAAUGAACUGGGGGAGGAUGAGAUGAAGGUGAGCGUCAAAGUAGGCCCUGACUUCCCCCGAAUCACAUCCAAGGCUCAGCUGUUGCUCACGGCCCGACUAGGAGAGUCUGCCUAUAUGACAUGUCAGGCGACUGGGGAGCCUCCACCAACCAUUGUGUGGCUCUCCCCAAGCAAUGACGUCAUCGCAUCCUCUUCAACCAAAUACCAAAUCUUAGAUGAUGGGACUUUGGUAAUAAAGAAGGUGACUUUGGCCGACCAAGGGAAGUAUGCUUGUGUGGCAAGGAGUUCUGCUGGGGAUGACAUCAAGAACAUUAAGAUACAAGUAGAACCAAGAGAGCCACACAUCAAUGAACAAGGUGGAAGAAGCAGUAUGAAAUUGUUGGCAGUAUCUUAUCAGACAACACUGCUCGACUGCAGAGCGGAGGGCAAGCCUGAGCCACGCGUUUCCUGGGCCGCACCCUACGGCCUCUCUCUGCCAACGCCUUACCUGGGAGGACGCUUCCAAGUCCACAAGAAUGGGAGUCUAGAGCUACGUGGAGUGAGGAAGACAGACGAGGGUCAGUAUGUGUGUUUGGCCAAAAAUCACUUGGGAGAAGCAAGCCUGGCAAUUGAUCUUCAAGUGGCAUCCAUAGCAGAGAAGCCAAGCUUCGCCAUGCCGAACAUUGAGAUUUUACCAAUAAAACAAGAUGGAAGUGAUGUCACUCUGGAGUGUCCUGCCCGCGGUAAGCCAAACCCAGAGUUUGUUUGGAUCCUGCCAAAUGGCACAGCGCUGAUGCCAGGCACUAGACAUCAACACUUCACUCACUAUAGAGGAAACGGGACGUUGCGCAUCGCCCAGACAGUGACAGCUGACAAAGGGGUUUACCGUUGUCUGGCGAAAAACGUGGCUGGGACUGCAGAGAAGCGAUAUGCUCUAGAACCAGGAAGAAAGCCUGUGAUUCGAGGCACAACAGGGGUCAUGAAGAUCACGUUUGGCCAAAUUCUGAACCUGCCGUGCUCUGUGGAUGGCUGGCCACAGGCCUCAAUCACAUGGACCCUACCAAACAGCCUGGUCCUGGACAAGCCCCAGGUUGUUGGGAGAAUUACAUUUUUAUCAAACGGCACGCUUCAACUCAAAGAGGUCGCCACAUUUGACAGGGGAACCUACGUCUGUAAGGCCACCAACACAUUUGGGUCAUCUGCGUUGUCAUACCCAGUUGCAGUUAUGGUGUAUCCUCCAAGUAUCACAAACGCACCCCCUUCCAUCACUAGAGUCCACAGAGGUUCAUCAGUAACACUUAACUGCAUCGCUGCAGGCAUACCAAAGCCUGAAAUAACAUGGACUCUACCUGGAAGAACGACACUUGUUCCCAACAACCGUUUCACGGCACAGGGAGGAAUUCACAUGACGGUUGAGGGCAGCUUGGUCAUACAAGACCCAGUGCUUAUGAACUCAGGGAUUUACAAAUGCAAUGCAAAAAAUGCUCUAGGAAGUGACUUCAAAGCAACAUAUCUUCAGGUGAUCUGAGCCACAACCAAACAGAAGUGCCUAAUCUAAUUUGACAAUUACACUUGAAUGUAAAACUUAAUCCUCUAGAAUGCCAUAUGUACAGUGUAAUUAUGUAACCUUACCAUUAAUGUGCAUAUUAUAAGAGAAAAAUAGUGUGAACUCUAAUAUCACUAACAAGGAAAGGAGAAAAAGGUCUGCUUUAAUUGUUGGCAGAAAUAUAAGCAUAUAAAAACUUAACAGAUGUGAUUUAGGGAAUGCUCUCUUUUCUUUGAAUUUAUAAAUAUUCCUGUAUGUAAAUAUCUAAGUAUACUGUGUUGACUGAACUCACAUUGUUGGUUAAUCUAUAUGCCUUUUUUACUAAGAUACAGCUUGCAGGUGCCUAGUGUUACUUCUGACAAUAGAAAAAAUAAAAGUGAAUCACUUACACAGGAA
Messenger RNA from Salmo salar (Atlantic salmon), 5275 nucleotides. Lineage: Eukaryota; Metazoa; Chordata; Actinopteri; Salmoniformes; Salmonidae. The record is from RefSeq and is a predicted model, not a curated record.